UACUGUCGGCACUGUCGCGGUACACGCCACGUUGGAAGAGACUUGACUUGACGGGUCGUUGCAUCUUACCGGAUCGUUGUCUCUACCUUCCCCGGAGGAACUUCUUUCCGUUUACGGCUGCCCAAACACGAGCCACAAGAUGAAAGUCAAGGAGUUGCUGAAGACGGUGAACGUGGCAUGGUCCCCGUCAGCUCAGCAUCCCAUCAUGUUGGCUGCUGGGACUGCGGCGCAGCAAUUGGACGCCAGUUUCAGCACAUCUGCCAGUUUAGAUCUGUACUCGCUGAAUCUACAACAACCAGGAUACGAAAUGGAGCUGCAUGCCAGUGUCCCUAGCGAUCAUAGAUUUCACAAAAUUAUCUGGGAAUCCUAUGGAAAUAAUCCAGCAGGCAUAAUUGUUGGUGGUUGCGAAGAUGGGACCAUAAGAAUUUAUUCUGCUGCAAAAUUGUUGGCCAGAGACAGUAAUUGCUUGAUAAACAGUCCACACAGACACUCUGGUCCUGUCAGGGCCAUGGAUUUUAACUCGUUUCGAGAAGAAAAUCAACUGGCUACAGGUGCAACAGAAGGUGAAAUCUAUAUUUGGGAUAUUAAUACGAAUAUACCAACAACCCUUUCUGCCAGAAACCAACAGUCGGAAGACGUUCAGCAUAUUGCCUGGAACAAGCAAGGACAUUUAAAAGAUAUUCUUGCUUCGACAUUUUCACAAUGUUGCGUUAUAUGGAAUGUGAAAGAGAAGAAACCAAUAUUCAAAUUGACAGAUGCAAAUUCGAGGGUACGCUGGAAAGUUGCCCAGUGGCAUCCAGAUAUUGGAACGCAAUUGUGCUUGGCAUCUGAAGAUGAUCAAACACCCAUCAUCGAAUUAUGGGACGUGAGAGUUCCAACGUCACCUUUGAAAACUCUACAAGGUCAUCAGCGUGGUGUUCUUUCGAUUGCAUGGAAUCCACAGGAUGCUGAUUUACUUUUAAGUUGCGCCAAGGAUAAUAGAAUCUUGUGCUGGAAUCCCAACUCAAAUGCAUUGAAUGGUGAGGUGAUAUGUGAGUUAGCUCAAACGGCUCAGUGGAAUUUUGACGUAUCUUGGUGCCCAAGAAACCCAGGAUUAAUUGUUGGCAGUAGUUUCGACGGACAUGCUGUUGUAUAUUCUUUAUUAGGUGGACAAAGUCAAGAAACAUCUAACAAAAUAGGGGAUUCAUUCCCAGGAAUGGAUCCUUUUACUCAAUCUACAGUACAAACGAGAACGACAGCAGUAUUAACAAAAGCUCCUAAAUGGUUAAAAAGACCAUUUGGAGCAUCAUUUGGAUUUGGUGGUAAAUUAGUGAUUUUCGAGAAUCAGCCUGCCGAUCCGAAUUUAGCGAACAAGAAAGCGAAUACUAAAGUUACUAUAUCACAAGUAAUUAUACAACCCAGUCUUAUUCAACGUUCCAACAAAUUAAAAGCAACACUGGAAACUGAGCAAUUCAGUGACUUUUGUAACGAAAAGAUGGAUAAAUCUCCAGAUGAACAUACCAAGAAAGUCUGGAGAUGUGUACGUGCUUAUUUUGACGAAAACGUAACAAAGAGUAUAUUGGAGAUAUUGGGUUACAACACCGAAGCAAUGAACAAUAAGCUGAAUCAGUUUGUGCCUCAGGAUGAUAUAAAUAAUAUCGUAGAAGGUGUUUCUAAUCUUAGCAAUGUAUUAAAUGGAAAUGUUAUUGUCGGCAAUACUGCAUUUGAUACACAAGAGCAAAGCAAAAAAAUAUUAUCAAAUACAUCUGCAGAUAGUACUUAUAUUAUAAAUACUUCUGAUGAUGAAGAUGGUCUUAUUACUCAAGCCAUUCUCUUAGGAAAUAUUGAGGCUGCUGUUUCUUUAUGUUUUGCUAGUAAGAGAUACGCCGACGCUAUAAUUCUUUCGAUGGCCGCUGGUCCUGACUUACUAGCACGUACCCAAUACAAAUAUUUUUUAGAGCACUCUAGUGCAUUAAAUUCUCUCAUCAGUUCACUAGUUAGUGAAAAUUGGGCAGAGGUUGUUAAGAACAGUGAUAUAAAGUGCUGGAAAGAAGCGCUAGUUGGUAUAUUUACACAUUCCAAUUCACAGGAACGAUCUGCUUUGUGUGAUAUGCUUGGUGAUCGCUUGUGUGAAAGUCCCAUUCUUAAAAAGCAAGCACAGAUUUGUUACAUUUGCUCUGGCAAUUUGAAUAAAUUGAUCGAAGUGUCUAAUGCUGAUAUUCAAGAAGUAGUGGAACUGAUUGUGAUAAUGCAGAAAGCUUUGGAAUUCCAAGGUAUCAGGGAAAUUCAGAUAGAUGAUAAAAUUGUCACCGUGCUGUCACAGUAUGCUGAGAUGCUGGCGGCAGAGGGCGAUUUAGAAGCUGCCUUAAAUUAUCUCGGAAACAGUCAGGAUCAAAAAAUUUCAAUGCUAAGGGAUCGUUUGUGUAAAGCUUUAAGUUACAUGCAAGAUCAAAGACAUGUUACAACGAAACCUACAGCUCAGAAUUAUUAUUAUGAACAGACACAGAGAGUGUCGCAAGGCCCAUGCAAUCCGCCACAGCAACCAUUACAGCAAACAACACCUGUACAAAACUGGAACACAACUCCACUGAAACAAACUUAUGGAGCUCCGACAAAUCAGUUUAACGCUCAGUCUCAGUUAUAUGGAAUGCCUCCUCCCCCUCAGCCUCAAGCGCAGUCUACAAUUUAUAAUCAAUAUCCUACAUCACAUCCGUACAAUCAGAUCCCAGUACCACAGGCUGCAGCUCCUCCGCCGCCUCCACCGACAUCCAGUUCCAAUUUGAGUGGCUCAAGACCAUCCAGUGUCGGGCCACAAUCAAGAACGAAGUAUUUAGUAGAUCCGUCUGUAAAAUCCAUUCCGUCAUACAGUCAAAGUACCUUCCCGCCGCCAAAUCCGUUGUACAAUUCUCAGCAAAUUCCACCUGUCCCUGAUACUGGCUACUCUCCGCUAAAUUCGUAUCCUCAAGUUCCCAUACCGGGCAAUGUUUAUCCCAAUCAACCGCCAAGUUUUAUGCAUAAUCCUAAAGAAACAGAACCAUACAAGCCACUUCAACCAAGCAUAAUGACGCCGUUGCAAAAUGUCUCACAAACCCAAAUGUACGAACCUAUUAGAUCUCAACCUACUCUGCAAACGCAAACGACAUACGGAGGCGAAAAUAUGUAUCAAUUACCACCGCAAUCGUCUGGAUGGAAUGAUCCGCCCAUUGCAAAAAGCUCCAGAGCACAGCCAGUACUGGCACUAUACAACGAAAUGUCUGCGGAACAUUCUGGUACUAGGAAGUGGAAGGCAAAACAUUCAAAGGGUGUAGACGUUAAGUCAAAGACAGAUUAUCAAGCACAAAAUCCAAUAAUGCAUCCAUUGCAAACUAAUCCAUCGAGUGUACCAGAACCGGGUCCAUUACCUCAGGACAAUGUUUAUCAAGAGUCUCCCGCACUUUAUAAUCCGCAAUUCAGGCAAGGUGUGCCAAAUACUGUACCGCUUAACAAACCAAUUGAACCAUUGCAACCUGUAAUGCCUGCAAAAGUGGCGGAACCUGAGAAACCUAAAGCACCUAUACCCGAACAACACGUACAUUUAAAAACGAUAUUGGAUGAAUUGAAAAAUCAAUGCUAUGAAAAUGCAAAGAAUCCACAAAUCAAAAGAAAAAUAGAAGAUGUAUCAAAAAAACUAGAAGUACUCUAUGAUUGCCUUAGAGAAAAUAAGUUGUCUCAGAAUACUUUGCAAAUGUUACAUCAAAUAUCACAGAUGAUUCAAAACGGUAACUACACAGGAGGAUUAGACUUGCACACACAAUUAGUAUCAGGACCAGAUUUUAGUCAAAUAGCUUCCUUCAUGCCCGGAAUUAAAGUAUUACUUCUAAGUGCCCUUCAAUUGAGUGUUUAUAUUAGAUAGAUUGUCAAAAAAUCGAAAUUGUUCAAUUCAUAUAUUCAUUAUGAAUUUUUAUAAUUCUAAACAGCCUUAAUGAGAGGAUUGUUUGUUAUAAUAACUUUGUAUAAUCAAUAGCAAAUAAUAAUUAUAUCAUGCAGUUAUCUAUAAUUGCGCAGUAUUUGUUAAUUGAAUUUUAUAUAUCUUGCUUUGAAAAUUAUAUUUUAAUACUUAUCAAGAUAAUUUUAUAUUAUUUUGUUAGUUAUUAAUUCUAUUGUUAAAGAUUUAUAUAUGUAAGGAAAUGGAAUA
Messenger RNA from Monomorium pharaonis (pharaoh ant), 4153 nucleotides. RefSeq names its product protein transport protein Sec31A (gene Sec31). Gene Ontology annotation, biological process: COPII-coated vesicle cargo loading; intracellular protein transport; endoplasmic reticulum to Golgi vesicle-mediated transport. Lineage: Eukaryota; Metazoa; Arthropoda; Insecta; Hymenoptera; Formicidae. The transcript is spliced from 15 exons. The record is from RefSeq and is a predicted model, not a curated record. Gene Ontology annotation, cellular component: endoplasmic reticulum exit site; COPII vesicle coat. Gene Ontology annotation, molecular function: structural molecule activity; protein binding. The coding region runs from base 140 to 3871 and encodes 1243 amino acids.